Molecule: messenger RNA, 1963 nt
Organism: Drosophila simulans
Lineage: Eukaryota; Metazoa; Arthropoda; Insecta; Diptera; Drosophilidae
Product: optomotor-blind protein
Exons: 2
Coding region: 488-1891 (467 amino acids)
Biological process (GO): neuron differentiation; regulation of DNA-templated transcription; central nervous system development
Molecular function (GO): DNA-binding transcription factor activity, RNA polymerase II-specific; DNA binding
Source: RefSeq, a predicted model, not a curated record
AAGAUCUUUAAUAAGGAAAUUUACUUGUUAUAAUUCAAAAUGUUCUUCCUUUUUUAAUAUUUAUCUAAUUUGAUAGUCACAUGUAAACAAUUCAUUCAUGCACCAGAGAGAUUGCGAUUGUUAAUCUUAAAUACUGUUGUUUCUAUUUGUAUUAAGUUAGUGGAUACUUCAGUUCCAAAAUUGUCAUUGUGUAGGGAAAGUCAUCAAAGUUCCGUCCCAACCAGUUGUAGUUCCAUUGUCCCAUCUCCCACCACUGAGGUGGGCUGGCCAAGCACUUCAUGGUAGAGCAAGUUCUUCAGCCAGGGAUCACAUUUCACUUAAUUGUGGAUUUAAUCGGGGAGUCGUUGACACCUGGCAGCCACAGAAGCUUCACAGCAGAGCAACAAUUAAACAGAGGCAUUUCUCCCAUUUGCAGAGCGACCGAGAAUCCCGGAGGCCAGCGGCAGAAGGCGGACGACAACUCGGAGACAGUGGCAAAUACCUAAGCAUGCUGCAGAAUCCUUCCAAAUAUCACGCAAAUCCCUUGUCGCACUUCCUGGCAUUGCAUAACACACAAGCCAGUGGCGGCGGCAGCGGCGGGGGAUCGUCGGUCGCCGGACUUGGAGGCUUGGGUGGGGGCAUCCAUGCACAUGGUCAACCGCAUCAUGCGGCGCUGGCAGCGGCUGCAGCAGCGGCGGUCGCCGUCUCGGCGGGUCAGAGUUCAUACCAAAUGGAGCACCAGCAGCAGCAUCAUCAGUUGCAGCAGCAGCAGCAGCAACAUCAUCAUCAGCAGCUGCACACCCACCACCAGGAUGGCCACCACCCACACCCACCGACACCCACCACCGGCAACAACAACAGCAGUAGCAGCAGCAACAGCAGCAGCCACAACAGCAACAGCAACCACCGGGAACAGUUGGCGGCGGCGGCAGCCACUGCGACGUCGCACGCGCAGCUCAUCGAGGCGGCAGCGGCGCAUUCCUCCCUCGACGUGGGCAAGUCCUUCACCAUCGCCGCCAUUUUGGGCCUGCAGAGCCAGCGCAAGGACUACAACAAUGCCAUCAAUCUCUCCCUGCACGACAACAACAACAUCAUCGGCGACGACAACAACAAGUGCUACACGAGCAACGCCAACAACAAUAACAACAACGGCAGCAGCAACAGUGGCAACAACAACAGCAGCCAGAGUGUAAACAACUUCAAUUGUGAUAGUGUCGCCGGCAAUGGACGUUACCUGCACGGCGGACACCAGCAUCCGCAUCCGCACCAGGCGGGUUUUGCAGCGGUUGCCGCCGCCGUCGGAGCAGCUCCCUCCGCCCUGCAGAGCCUGCAGCAGCUCCACCAGCAACACCACGCCCAGCAGCAGGCAACCCUGAGCUUUCAGCGGGAGAAACUCAAGUCGGAUUCCCACAAGAAGAGCGCACUGAAGAACAAGCGCGUGCGGACAAUCUUCACGCCGGAACAGUUGGAGUGCCUGGAGGCGGAGUUCGAGCGCCAGCAGUACAUGGUCGGCCCGGAGCGGCUCUACUUGGCACACACCCUAAAGUUGACGGAGGCGCAGGUGAAGGUGUGGUUCCAGAACAGGCGGAUCAAGUGGCGCAAGCACCACUUGGAACUGACACAACAGCGGCUGGCAUUGAUAAGGCAAACUCAACUGCCAGGUACGUCGAUAUUGGGCAAUCAAGUAACCGUGUCGGCCAAUGCGGCCCAUUCUGCGUCCACGGAACGCACAAACGGAUGCAGUGCAGCCUCGCCCAGCCUGCAGGAGGAGGACAACGAGGACAGCAAGCACUCGCUGUCGCUUUCGGGCGCACUACCGCCGUUGAGUCGAGCGCAGUCCGAGUCGGAUCUUUCCAUCUGCAACGAUUCCCUGGACGGCGAUAGCCUCAUGGACGGCAGCGAGGAGGCCUAAAAACCACGUCAGUGCAAAGCAAGUUUCCUGUAAAUAUAGUCAAAUAAAUAUGUACAAUAUCGGUUUUCUUUA